This is a messenger RNA of Sorghum bicolor (sorghum), 1940 nucleotides long. RefSeq lists its product as uncharacterized. Bases 71 to 1591 code for a protein of 506 amino acids. The record is from RefSeq and is a predicted model, not a curated record. The transcript has a single exon. NCBI's taxonomy places the organism in Eukaryota, Viridiplantae, Streptophyta, Magnoliopsida, Poales, Poaceae.
AUUCACCGCCGUCGCCGUCGUCGUCGUGGUGGUGGACUCUUCCAACCACACAUGCACGAGACAGACACCGAUGGAUGGAUCGGAAUCGCCGGCGCCUGCCCGCCUCCAUCCAUCCAUCUCCGCCUGUGCGCUGCGUUGCGUGGCCCUCCAUCUUCUCCGCGGCUUGCACCGAAGCUUCCCCACUGCAUGCAGUGCAGCACGGGUCGCCCGGCCGCCGCCUCCACAUGCUGCGCGAGAGGAGGAAAACGACCAGCGUCGCGCGCACGCACCCACGCACGCACGCACGCACGCCUCCCGCCUGCGAAGUGGACGCGACGGCCGUAUUGGGUGGGGUGGGAUGCGAUCCGGCAGCCGAAAUCCCCAUCCGGAAUUUAAGACGCCUCGCCGUGCUGCAGUGCAGUGCAGCGACGUGACAGCCCGGCCGCGGGCCGCCCCCGAAGAAGCAGCCGAGCAGGCGAGCAGCCGGGCCCGGCGCAGCACAGUGGCGCGGGCCACGUGGGCCGCUGCUGUGUGUGCCGCCACCUGUUCCGUAGGCGGGCGGAUCAACGACGCUUCUGGGAAGGUGGGUGAGGGGAGGGGAGCGGAGCAGAGCAGAGCUCCAUCCAACGGGUUACGUCCAGCCAGCCCGACACGUUGGCGAAUCCCGGGCGUUGACUCGAGGAGCACGUCGAUCCGACGGAUGGCAACGUCUGCUGGGACCGCGGGCUGGGUCACUAUAAAUGGCCGACCACCGCGGCCGUGUCCAACUCCUCUUCCGACACACACACACACACACACGACGACGACGAGCAGCGCUCACGAUCGGCUGCUCGGCUCCGACCAUCGCGCGUCUAUGGCGAUGAGUGACACGGGCUCGAGCUUCGCGCAGUGGGCCGCGCUCUACCACCACCACCACGACGCCACCGGCCCGGCCGUCCUGCCCGACGACGACGCCGCGGCGGAUGUCCUCGGCAUCGGGAUCGGCACCACCGCUGCGGCCGCCGCGGUGGCGAGCCCGACGUCGGGAGGGUCCAGCGGCGGCGGCGGGAGCCCCACAAAGGCGGCGGGGGUCCAGCACCAGCAGCAGCUGCACGGGGUGGAGGGGCCCCGGAUCGGGAAGCCGGCGGCGGCGGCGCGGCGGCGGUCCCGCGCGUCGCGGCGCGCGCCCGUGACGCUGCUCAACACGGACACCGCCAACUUCCGCGCCAUGGUGCAGCAGUUCACGGGCAUCCCCGCGCCCCCCGCCGGCGCGUUCGGGGUCGGGGCCGGUGGGGCACCGCUCAUCAACUUCGCCGCCGACUACGCCUUCCCGCCUUCCUCGGCCGUCAUGUCCUUCGACCACCACCAGCAGCAGCUCCACCGGAGCCAACACGCUGCGCCGCCGCUCCAGGAGCAGCUCCGGAGGCAGCAGCAGUACACAGGCGCGUCGUCGCCAUUCGGCUACGGCAACAGUUUCCUGCAAGGCGGAGGCGGCGGCGGAGACAUCUUCGCCUCCCACGGCGGCGGGUUCGCGGCGUCGGCGGAGGACAGGAUGCUCCUGCAGAGCAUCCAGGCGGCGCAGAUGCCGCCGAUGUCCGCCGCUAACACCAGCACUAACGGCUUCUUUGCUUGAAUAAGUAAGUAGCUGACCUACGGCCAUCCAUGGUACAUGCAUGGAAGCUAGAGAUCAUGGAGAGGGAACGGGGAAGAAGUGAAGACCAGAUUAGCAGCAGCAAAAAAACCAAAAAAAAAAAGGGUAAUCAGCAGAGUCGAUUAAGUUUUCUCUUGGUUGUGUUCAAUUAGUUUUCUUCCCCGCGCGCUUGCUUAAUUCGUGCAGCUUUGUUUGUUUCUAAGCUACUAGCUGCAGAUCGAGCUGUAAAUAUCUUGUUUUUGAUGGUGUGGUAGUCUGUGUGCUACUAGCUCAUCUAGUCACUCUCAUGGAGGUUAUUAAUUACAACACUACUAUGAUGCUUCUUAUCCUC